AUGCCGCCCCUUGCUGUCACCCACCAGCGGUGGUUGGCAGAGCUCAGCGGCUCUCUCCAGGAUCUACGGCCGCUGCAGCGGCAGCAGCAGCAGCAGCAGCAGCAGCAGCAGCAGCAGCAGCAGCAGCAGCAGCAGCAGCAGGGGCAGCCGCUGCCGCAGCAGCAGGCUCAGCAGCCAUGGAAGCACCCGCAGCUUGGCCAAGCGCAGUUUGACGUGCGCUUUGCGCGUGGAGCGCGCCUCGUCGCCGACGUGAGGGCAGCGGUCAAGGAACUUGCAGCCAGCGCCAACCGCGCCCGCACAUUCAGGGAGCACUGCAGCGGCACGCUCGGCGCUGCGCUUGCUGCCAGCCUGGCACUGCAGGAGGCACUUUCAUCGCGUGCGGUCGCCGAGGCGCACCCCUCGCUGCUGCUGCACGCGGGCGGCGAGGUGCAGGUAGCUGUGAGCCAUGCGCAAGGGCUGGUUUCAAAGUAUGGGCGCCAGGCGGCGCUGGGCGCGCUGCUACGGCGAUCCAGCAAGGUGGAGGUGGAGUCGAAGUUUGCAGAGGUUACUGCGCAGCUCAACGCGCUGGAGGAUGCUCUUUGGCAGAAGAUUGACCCGGAGAACCGCCUCCGCCGGGAGCUGCGUCCUGGGCCCCCACCGCCGGGCGCGUCUCGCAGCAUCACGCCGACCAAGCUGCCGGCUGUGCUAGCGGCGUCGUCCGGGGCGGCACCCAACACGGGCUGGGGCCACGGCGGCGGCGCCAUCGCAGAGGGGCCGCCAGGCGGUGCGUUGCAGCUGCUUAAUGCCAGCUCGCUGCACGCCCCGGCCGCGGCGCGCGGCUCGCACCGGCUCGCGCGACGGACACUGCGCAAAGCCAGCCAGCACAAGGUGGUCGGCGGCCUGCUGUGGUUCCCAGAUCCGGACGGCGAUGGCCCUGACGGCUGCCUGGCAUGGGCGGCGCACAGCAGCAUCAAGGUGGUCAACCUCAGCAGCAACGUGACGACCGUGAUCACGGGCGCGGCUGGCGGCCUCACAGCUUUCUGCUACAGCGUGUCUGGACUGAUUUGGGGCGGCCACGAGGACGGCACGGUGCGCGCGUGGUGCCUGGACUCUGCAGACGCCGCAGCGCCGGCGCUGCGCGUGGCGGACUGUGGUGUCAGCGCGAUUGUUGUGGACGAGGACACGGGGUACGCGUGGGCGGGGACGCAGGAGGGAGAGAUUGUGAUUGUCAGGUACAAACCUGGCAGCGACGGCGACGACGGGCGCCUGGAUGUCGUGCGCACCCUUCUAGGCUUUGACGCCCACUCGCCGCGCGUCAGCAGCAACCGAGGUUUGCAGGAGGUGGCGGCCCCGUCGCAUUCCACCAACCUGUUUGGCGUCGGGACCACUGGUAGUGGCGGGUCGUCGUAUCAGGCGGCGCUGCUUGGCAGCAGCCCGGGGCGGGGCGCCGGCGGCGGUGGCGGCAGUGACGGCGGCGGCGCGUCCCGCAGCUACAAGCGCAGCAAUGCCCCAGGUGGCAGCCUGCUGAGCGGCCUGCACCUCCUGGAGUCGUGCUUCACCGGCGCCCCCAGCGGCAGCCGCCGCCUGCGCGACACCGCGGUGCACUCCGGCCCCGUCUCUGCAAUCGUCGUCCGCGGCGGGCGCGCGUACAGCGCCGGGGGCCGAAGCAAGGCGUCGGCGUCGCUGCUGGUGUGGGACGCGCCCAGCUGCCAGCUGCUGCGGACCGUGACGCGGCGCAGCACGCAGUGGCUCAAGUCCCCGGUGACGGCGCUGUGCCCCGUCGCAUGGGGGCGCGUGGGCCGCGGGGUCGUUGGCGGGGUGGAUGCUCACAUCGUCUCAGGCCACGCCAACGGCCAGGUCAUAAUGUGGGACCCUUCUGGCGACAGCCUGCGUCCGGUCCUCGUGCUGGGCCAGAACCGCGGCCCGGUGCGGGCGCUGGCCGUGCUGGAGGAGAUGGGCCUGCUCGCGGCGGCACACGCCAGCGGCAAGGUGUACCUGCGGAAGCUGGACCCCAAGACACGCAGCGCGCCGCGUGGUGACGCCCACGUGGGUCUCUGGAAGCCAAAGACCCUCACCCUCCCCGCCCACCGCCUCGGCCUGGUCGCCAUGGCGGCCGGCGGGCACCUGCUCGCGACGGCGGGCGCGAGCGGCAGCGUCAAGCUCACGCCCGAGGGCGCGCUGCGCGUCGCCGCGGCCGACGCCGGCGUGCAGCUGCCGCACAGCGCCAGCGUCGUCGCCGAGGCCCUGACUGCGCUGCUGCUCGGCGGGUCGGAGGUGCAGCAGCACGCGGCCGCCGCUGCCGCCGCCGCGGUGCUCACGACCGCGGGCUCGGGUGCGUCGUCGGCGUCUGCGGUGGGCGGGCUGCUCUCGCGGUACGGCAGCUCGGCGCAGGCAGCAUCCGCCUCCUCGGCGGGCCAGCAGCAGCUGCAGCAGGCCCUGCUGGCAAUCGACGAGCAGCACGCGCGCCACCACGGCAUGCCUCAGGGCGGCAGCGGGCACGCACUGGUGGGGCCCCUGCAGCCGACCCCGCGGCAGGGCAGCGGCGCCGCGCUCGAGGUGGGGACGCCCCCUGCGCGGACGCCGUCGCCGCUGGGGGCUUCAUCAUACCAGCAGCUUCAGCAGCUCGCGACUCAGCCGCCGCUGACGUCAGCACCCUCGCGCCUCGGUGGCGCCGCCUCUGCAAACGGCGGCGCCAGCGCAAACCCCACGCCCGGCGCCACCAGUGCCGACGCCACGCCCGCCGGCGGCAGCGCAGCCGCCAGCAGCGACGCCGGCGGCGGCUCGGCCGCGCCCUCUCGUGAGCGCUCGUUCGCACGGCAGCCGAGCGGGAGCUGGCCGCAGCAGCAGCAGCUGGCGGUGGACAGCCCCUGGCUGCUGCGCUACGAGGACCUGCGGCUGGGCCGUAUGCUGGGGGAGGGCAGCUAUGGGCGCGUGAGGAUCGGGUGGUGGCGGGAGACAGAGGUGGCUGUCAAGAUCCUCAACACCCCCGGCGCCGGCGGGCCCGGCGCGACGCACGACAGCGGCUUCCCGCCCGCCGAGGACGCCGGCGGCGACGAGGCCAGCUGGGACGAGCGGCGGCUGCGGGCGCUGAGCAAGGAGGUUGACAUCCUGGCCAACCUGCGGCACCCCAACGUGGUGAUGUUCCUGGGGGUGUGCCUGCGGCCGCCCUGCGUCGUCACAGAGUUCUGCGCCCUGGGGUCUCUGUACGACGUGCUGAAGCGCGCGCGGCGGGACACCGGGUUUGCCGCGCGCCUGACCUGGACGCGGCGCCUGCUGAUGGCGCUGGAUGCAGCCAAGGGCAUGCUGUACCUGCACUCGCAUGAGCCGGUUGCCAUCCUGCACCGCGACCUCAAGAGCCCCAACCUGCUGGUGGCCAAGGACUGGACAGUGCAGGUGGGGGACUUCAACCUGAGCCGCUACAUGAGCCGCGACCGCAGCUUCAUCAAGAGCAACCUGGAGAACAACCCGCGCUGGUCAGCGCCAGAGGUCAUCGAGGCGGAUGUCUUUUCGUUCGGCGUGGUGCUGUGGGAGCUGCUCACGUGGGAGGAGCCCUGGGAGCGCGAGGGCCUGAACUCCUAUCAGAUCAUGACGGCCCUCCCCCUGGGCCAGCGCCCCCUGGUGCCGCCCACGCCCGAGCUUCCGGGCCAGCUGGGGCCGGCUGCGGCGGUUUCGGAUUACUGCCGGCUCUUGGAGGAGUGCUGGGACAGAGUGGCAGUCGCGCCAACCACCAAGCUGGUCAGCCCCUUCGCGGCGGUGUGA
This is a messenger RNA of Monoraphidium neglectum, 3738 nucleotides long. RefSeq names its product Mitogen-activated protein kinase kinase kinase MLT. Gene Ontology annotation, molecular function: protein kinase activity; ATP binding; protein binding. Gene Ontology annotation, biological process: protein phosphorylation. The coding region runs from base 1 to 3738 and encodes 1245 amino acids. NCBI's taxonomy places the organism in Eukaryota, Viridiplantae, Chlorophyta, Chlorophyceae, Sphaeropleales, Selenastraceae. The record is from RefSeq and is a predicted model, not a curated record. The transcript has 12 exons.